This is a messenger RNA of Suillus paluster, 664 nucleotides long. RefSeq lists its product as uncharacterized. The coding region runs from base 48 to 491 and encodes 147 amino acids. Lineage: Eukaryota; Fungi; Basidiomycota; Agaricomycetes; Boletales; Suillaceae. The record is from RefSeq and is a predicted model, not a curated record. The transcript is spliced from 5 exons.
AGCAUUCUCCUACUCUCCUCAUAAACACAUUCAUCUGAAUUUUAACCAUGUCUGAUAAAAUCAUCCUUCCCGUCCAAUACAAGAUUGAGAGUAUCCGGUGGCAGGGGCAGUUCGUUUCCGUAGGAGGUCAAGAUGGCACUACUAUCGUUGGCAACCAGAAAAUCAUCGGUGGCACGCAAACCUGGAAAGUCAAGCACGAUCCAUCAACCGGCAUGGUGACGUUCCAAGGCGUGCAGGGUUCUUACCCGGGGGAAGAAGGAAAAUACAUUGCUCUCGGCGAGGAGGGCAUGUUGGUUUACAGUGACGAGGCUUCAUGGUUCCGUCUGGUCAAGCUCCCGACGGUCACAGACGCUUUCAUGGUGGAGGAUUCCAAAUAUUCCAUUGAUUUUUUCAAUGGCUGGCACCUCCACAAUGACCAGGAUGGCUGCCCUGUCACUCUUAACAAUAUCUUGCUUCCUGGAGGGGAAUGGAAGUUGAUACCUGUGUUCUGAUGUACUUAAUAACGAAGUGAUCAUUUUUCCGUUUAUCGUGUAUUAUCUGUAGUCAAAGUACUGCAGACCUUUGAACAAAUCCGCCUUGCUUUCCCCAAUGGCGUGUGUAGCUCUGUUGUCUUGAGUGAAUUACCUUGAUUAGCAUGCAUUGAAACAGCCCGGCAUUUUCUUGG